Molecule: messenger RNA, 789 nt
Organism: Colletotrichum paranaense
Lineage: Eukaryota; Fungi; Ascomycota; Sordariomycetes; Glomerellales; Glomerellaceae
Exons: 4
Coding region: 1-789 (262 amino acids)
Source: RefSeq, a predicted model, not a curated record
AUGAAAACGUCCACAGCACUUGUUACCGGAUCUCAAACAGAUAUCAAGGGAAAUCUCAUUGAAUCCUAUGAAAGCAAUGUUACUAAUGUCGACGUCAACGUUGUUGCGUCUCUUGUCCCUUUUCAACAACAAAACGUCGACGUCGAGCUCCAUCUAACGAACCAGAAGCUGCGAGCUGGCCAAAAUGCAAAGUUCCCACAGACUAAGCGAUUGAGAAUGAUAGAGAUUGUGUCCAUUCAAGCUCUUCCAAAGGGAUUCUCGAUUCACUCAGCUCAGACGUUUGGUAACAGUGCGUGGACUAUUACAGGCAAGAUUGUUGCCCGUUCCUCGAGCUCUGAGAAAGCCUUUUUCGUCAAGACCGCAUACGGAGAACCGGCAGAAUUUGUUGAUUUCGACACCACAACGGCACAAGAUCCUUCCGAGUUCUGCCAACGCUUGCCCGAAAUGCACCAGAAGAGUCUGACUCUUUCGGACAAGUUUGGUUUCAGCGUCACGACAUGUGAUGGCGAUCGUCCGCAUGUUGUAGAAUGGGAGUCGGACUGGGCUGUGUUCUAUCGGAAACUUUUCCUUCACACGCUUAGCUUGGACAUCAAGAAGAAUGGCACUUGGUCCAGGUAUGAGCGUGCGGCACACCAGGUAGCUGAUCUGAUUCAUGGCGACAUGUGGGAGGGUAACACAAGUAUCAAUAAAGACACAAACCUACCGAUGUUGUUCGAUGCCGGGUCGUAUUUUGCCCACAGCGAGGUGGAGUUGGGGCACUGGGCUUGCGAGUUCUCGGCAAUCUUUUGA